Messenger RNA from Engraulis encrasicolus (European anchovy), 2893 nucleotides. RefSeq lists its product as uncharacterized. Bases 669 to 2846 code for a protein of 725 amino acids. Lineage: Eukaryota; Metazoa; Chordata; Actinopteri; Clupeiformes; Engraulidae. The transcript has 2 exons. The record is from RefSeq and is a predicted model, not a curated record.
AAUUGUUGGACACAGAAAACCGUCUUUAUUUACACGCUGUCUCACUGAGUGAUCAUCUCAGGGCCAAAAUGAUUCCUCGAGGGCUAAGAAUAACAAAAAAGCCAUUCUUGGGAUUGGAAAACAAAGAGUUUUGCGAUAGAUGGUGUGAAAUUCUAAACAAAUGUUCACUUGAUCUAAUGGCCCUAACAAUUAGUGAACUCUCUACAGACCUGAAUUCUGUGCGCGACCAAGUCGCUGAUGCAAAAAAAGAGAUAUCGGAAAAAAUACAGGAUAAAGAACGGUUCGAAAAACUGAUGGAGGACUGUGACAAACACAAGAAAACAUUAGAGGAAGAACUGAAAUCAUUUAAGAGACAAAAGUUUGAACAAGUCCGGGCGGACUAUGAAGGUGGCACUGUGUACAGGUGGCGACUGCCGAAAACAGGGGAGAACCAAGCCAGACAGAGAGGAAGGCGCACCAAACAAUGGCACUCCUUCUCAUCCCGCGACUCAGACUCCAGCACAAACACAGAGCAUGCCCACUCAACGGCUUUUUUAGCCCAAGAUCAGCACACACGAGGAAGACCACCAAAAUCACAGACCAGAGGAAGGGGAAGAGGUGCCGCCGGGGCAAACGGCUACCAAAACUACCAAAGGGAUCCACUCACUCGGAGACUGAACAGGAGCUAAAUGUCAUCAAUCUGUCUGCCAAGAGGGACAACAGAGAUGAUGACUGCGACACCACGCCCCUCCCUCGAAACGGACACACAAGCGCCUCUGGAACAGACCCCAACUGACGCAAGAUCUCGAUUCAGAGGUAAAUCUCACUUCAUACCUCCCAAACACAGAAAUCCUUCCCUGGAUACAUAUUGCAGACUAGUCGAGCAGGAAGUAACAACAGCUAUGCGAAAGAAAAGGGAAUACAAAGUUUGGAACAAUCUGACCCUGAAGCAAAGACAAGAAUUGAGCACUUUACAAAAAGAUGGAGAAUUAAUUAUUCAGAAUGCGGACAAAGGUGGAGCGGUGAUCCUUUUAAAACGAGAGUCAUAUGAGAGAGAAAUACAAACCCAGUUGAAAAAUACUAAAUUUUACAGAAAGUUGGACUCUAAUCCCACCCUGAAAUUCAAGAACCUUGUACACGAGAAAUUAAACCAGCUAAUGGAAAUGGGACAUAUAACCAAAAAUGAAUAUGCAUAUAUGAAGGUGGAUUAUCCCAUCACUCCAGUUUUCUACACCCUGCCUAAAAUUCACAAACAAUUCAUAGAUACACCACCGGGACGACCAAUAGUGGCGGCAAUUGGCUCCCUGACGGAGAAAAUAUCAGCUUUUGUGGACCACACUUUACAAUCACUGGUCAUUUCUCUCCCCUCUUAUGUGAAAGACUCAAUGGACUUUAUUAAAAUGAUCCAGUCUGUACAACUGAAAGACUCUCCACAACUCCUUGUCACAAUGGACAUUGAGUCGUUAUACACCAAUGUCCCUUUUGAUGGUGGUCUACAAGCGAUAAAAUCUUUUUUAGAAAAAAGACCCAGUAAUACUCCUACAACCGAAUGUCUCUUGGAUUUGACUGAAUGUGUCCUGUCAUAUAAUUAUUUCCUAUUUGGUUCUGACUUCCAUCUUCAGAUCUCAGGGGUGGCAAUGGGAUCGAAAAUGUCACCCAGCUUUGCAUCACUCUAUGUGGGACUCUUCGAAUCCGAUGUGAUCUUCAAUACACAAAGAAACCCUUUUGUACAGAACAUAUCUUACUGGAAACGCUACCUGGACGACAUCUUCUUCAUAUGGGAUGGUGAUGAGAACCAGCUACAAGAAUUCCAUACAUAUAUGGGUGAGAAUAAUCAACACCUGAAAUUUACUAUGUCUGUGGAUAAAACAAAAAUGAACUUUUUGGACAUUCUAGUAAUGAGGGAAGGAAAUGAGCUAAAAACAAACUUAUAUCGCAAGAGCACAGAUAGAAACUCUCUGCUCCAUGCGGAAUCAUAUCACCCAACAUCUCUAAAGAAAAACCUUCCCAUAUCACAGUUUAGUAGAAUCAGGAGAAUUUGUAGCUCACAGGAUGACUAUCAAUCUCAAGCAACCAUUCUGAAACACAGGUUUAAAGCAAGGGGCUACCAAGAUCAAUGGAUUGAAGAGGCUGCUGACCGGUUUAACAACAUGUCCCAAGAGCAAUGCCUGACUAGGAGAACAAAAAAUAAUGAAACAGAAUCCAGAAUAUCAUGUUGUGUACAGUAUUCCCCAAUUGCCAGAGAAAUUGAACAGAGUGUGAAAAGACAUUGGCACAUCAUUGACUCUGACCCGAACCUAAAAAAGGUUUUCCCCAAACCACCGCGUGUGGUCUACAAGAGACAACCAAACCUCCGGAACAUGCUUGUGAGGGCAGAUUUACCCCCGCCUCCUCCCCCCACACACUUUUUAAGUAACAUUCAAGCAGGCAACUACAAGUGUGGAAACUGCCAACAAUGCAACUUCACCAGUAAAACACACUCCUUUAACCACCCUCAUACAGGAAAGAAAUUUUACAUCAAGGGAGUUAUAUCCUGUCUUACAAAAAAUGUGAUUUACAUGCUCAAAUGCCCAUGUGGCUUGGCCUAUGUGGGCAAGACCACAAGGGCACUUAAGACAAGGAUAGCUGAGCACAGAUGUGCCAUACGCAACAUGGACAUAAAAAGUUCAGUGGCAGUCCACUUCAAAGAGGCCCGACAUAAUGUGUCUGCUCUAAAAUACAUGGGGAUCGAGUUGGUAAAAAUGCCUAGGAGGGGAGGAAAUAUUGACAACUUACUUCUCAAACGGGAACUGUACUGGAUUUACACCCUGGAUACUAUGGCACCAAGGGGCAUGAAUGAGGACUUCAGCAUUAAACCAUUCCUGUAACAGGCCUAAUGACUCUGUGAUUGCCGGUUGUGUGGACGAAAAACUAA